AUGGAAAUGAAAAUCCGACUCAACUUAAAGGAUGACGAUCCCUUAAGUGACAUAGGCCACUACCAGCACUUGGUAGGAAAAUUAAUCUACUUAACCAUCACCAAGCCUGAUAUUAGCUAUAUCGUGAGUAUGAUUAGCCAAUUUAUGCAUGCUCCCCGUACUCCUCAUUUGGAUGCGGUUGAUAGGAUCCUAAGAUACCUCAAGGGUACUCCGGGUCAAGAUUGGGCAGGUAGCUGUGACAGAAAGUCAACCUCUGGGUUCUACGUAUUUGUAGAAGGAAAUCUGGGAAAAAGUCUAAUCGGGAGAAAUUGCAACUCCAUUUGUCAAAAGCCACGAACAGCUGCAGACAUUUUCACAAAGGCCCUCGACAAAGCAAGCCACCAAAGGCUCCUGAGCAAGAUGGGUUCUGUCAAUUUAUUCGAACCCACCUUGAGAGGGAGUGUUGAAGCACCGGAUCAUAGCUGCAAAGUUCAAUAG
Ricinus communis (castor bean) is the source of this 477-nucleotide messenger RNA. RefSeq lists its product as uncharacterized. The coding region runs from base 1 to 477 and encodes 158 amino acids. The transcript is spliced from 3 exons. The record is from RefSeq and is a predicted model, not a curated record. Lineage: Eukaryota; Viridiplantae; Streptophyta; Magnoliopsida; Malpighiales; Euphorbiaceae.